UUGGGCGGGUUUUGGGGGCGCUGCCGUUGAGACCGCUGAGACCCCCCCUCGACCUGCCUGCAAAAAUCGAUCCGCAAAAGGGAGUAGUGCAGUAGAGAGUUCUUUCCGUGAUGUCCUCGCUGGUGGAAAUGGGAAUGUGCCGCUUUUACCACUCGUGUGUGUUACACUAGUCAAAAAAGUGUCGGCCCUGUGGACUAACCUGUGACUUCGCCAGACUAUCAACAUGACCAAGGACAGGCUCGCCGCCCUAAAAGCGGCACAAGGUGAAGACGACGUUUCCGUCACAGUAGAAGAUGGGGCAAACUUCAUGGAAGAAUUCUUUGCAGAGGUGGAGGAGAUUCGGGAGAACAUCGACAAAAUACAAGCAAAUGUCGAAGAAGUCAAGAAAAAACACAGUGCCAUUUUAUCAGCUCCACAGACUGAUGAGAAGGUCAAGCAUGAGCUGGAGGACCUUAUGGCUGACAUCAAGAAGACUGCCAACAAAGUUCGGGCCAAGUUAAAGGUCAUGGAGCAGAACAUUGAACAAUUGGAACAGACGCAGAUGAUGUCCGCAGACUUCAGGAUACGCAAAACACAGCAUUCAAUGCUGUCUCAGAAGUUCGUGGAAGUGAUGACAGACUACAACAAAACCCAAACAGAUUACAGGGAGCGGUGCAAGGCCCGCAUUCAGCGGCAACUAGAAAUCACUGGGCGUAUGACAACCAACGAAGAGCUUGAAGAGAUGUUGGAGAGCGGGAACCCUGCCAUCUUUACACAAGGAAUCAUCAUGGAGACGCAGCAGGCAAAGCAGACCCUGGCAGACAUCGAGGCCCGUCAUGCAGACAUCAUCAAGCUGGAGACGAGCAUUCGGGAGCUACAUGACAUGUUCAUGGACAUGGCCAUGCUCGUCGAGAGCCAGGGAGAGAUGAUCGACAGGAUUGAAUACCACGUAGAGCACGCACGGGACUACAUCGAGACUGCCAAGCAGGAUACCAAAAAAGCACUCGUCUACCAAAGCAAGGCCCGAAGGAAGUGCAUCAUUAUAAUCUCCAUCGUGGCUGUGAUACUCAUCAUUAUAAUCAUAAUCCUUGCCGUGCAAUUGUCGUGAGGGACCAGAAGAACCUGGAACAAGAAAAAAUGAGGAAGGCUACGCCGUGUUUGAGCGUGCGCACACAGACGCUGACGACGACGCGAAACACGUCCCCCGUUCUUCGCGGCUGUCCUUCCCUCCCUCCUCUUCCAGGCACAGCACAUUCUUCACACCCAGCGACAAACGUGCAUGCCGCCUCGAGUGUUUGGCUACCCGCGCUAAUUGCUGAACGACAUUUUGGUUGUAUCUCUUUUUUUUUUUCUUCAGUUACUCGAUGUUCCUUGGUUUCUUUCGUUUGACCAAGCUUGGGUGUGUAAGCAGUUGCCUUCCUUUUCUUUAGUGGUGUGCCGCGUAAUUCAGUUAUCCCGGUAUUAUUCGCAGGCAGGACUCGACUCUAGUAGGGGGGCAUAGGACGAAGUCAACUCUUGUCCGAAGUAGCGUAAUGCUUUAGCGUAAUGCUCCUCAGCCAUUGUUAAGUAAGGAGGAGGUGCUUGUGAAAUGCAUAUAUGCUCUGGUGCUUUUCUGUAAGCACAAGCAAUCCCUUCUCGUAUAACUCGAAGUCUUACAGCCGCUGCAGAGUGUUAUGCAAGCACAGCGGCUGCCUUGGCUGAGGUGCUCAGCACUUGCUUUCUGAAGUUCAAUGAAUCGUUUAGUAGAGGAACAUUCAAUUAUACAUGAGUUGGCACUUUGUAGGCACAAUGAAGAGUUUGCUGCAGAUUAUGUGAGAUUAGGAACAGUAUGAAUGUGAACAGCGCUGUGUGAGACAGAGCCUAAAUCAAAAAGGGGAGGCCAGCUUUACCUGCUGCUUGCACAACAAUGAACCAUUUAGUAUGUGUCCAGUUGGCUGCUUUCACCCACUGCUAAGGGGAGCCGCACGACACCAGUGGUGCACCGAGAAGAAAUGUGUGUUCUUGCUUUGAAUGAUGUUCUGCAGCGCUGAUCAUAUGUGUAAUCUUAUAGAGUGGGCACGUGUAUGUGCACGCAUUGUGGAUCCUUUUUUAAUUGUUCGCGAGGUGGUGUUAGGAAGGUGACGAAACAUGAGAUGAGAGAAACAAGAGUGCGGUGCAUGAUGUCUUUUAUGCUUUUCCUAUUGAAAGCACGAAACAAACAUCUGAACGGAGUGUAUUAUGGAAAUCUUUUCUCAUUUUUCUGCACCUUUAGCUUGUCACUUCAUAUUUUGUUGAUACAUUAUAGCGAGGCAUUAGUUUAGGUUCAGCUUUCCAAUUGCGUCAUAUUUGUUUCUUGCAAACUUACAGAGCAAGUUUCACAACUGUAUGCCUGACUGAAGUCUAGAUGAACCAUCAUUGGUUGAAGUGUGACCUUCGAUUGGCUGUAUGCAGUUCAUUUGCACGUAACUUGUACGUAAACUCGCCAAAAAUUUAACUACAGUGCAAUAAGCAUGAGUGAAAUCUAAGCUAGCUAUUGUGAAUUAUAAUUAACACAGAAACUAAAGAGCACUAACUUGACAUGAAAAAGACCUUCCCAAUUUAAGAAAAUAAUGGCAUUGCGCACGCGUAGGCUUUAUAAUUGCAUGUGCCAGUCUUAGCAUGAAGCACAUCAGCGUUCUGCAGGAGGUAAACGAGUAAGGUCGUUUAAAAGAAAGUGGGCAGGCAUUGUGCAAUUCAAUUAAUAAAUACAUUGCUAUAGUCGGGUACAACUUUAGAAUUCAGUAGCAUUUCCACCUUGAUGGCGGAUGCAUGCAAGCCUGCGCCAAUGAGCGCGCGUUCUAUACUGACAUCAUAAGCCGGUCUUUCGGUGACUCCGCCAUCAGGAAACAUUGCCAAGUACAUUAGCAAGACUGUGUCUUUAUUUGCGGAGGCAGUUGGCUGCCGCGUUUCAGUCAUCUGGGCGGCGCCUGUCCUGCCUUCUUAAGUUCUACCUAACUAUAGGUACCCUUUCGACAACGUAAUGGAGCUGGGGAAAAAAGUAGCAUGCCAACCAAGAAUGAGAGGCACAUUUCGCGUAUUCAUCUUCCCUGCAGUUUUAAUGUAGUUAAGCUACUAAAAUUUGGCUGCAACGCCACAUUUCUCAGUAGGCAACACUAGUUCUUCAAUCUUUGCAUGUAUGGUUUGCAAGGGAUGGCUUGCUGGCAAAGCAAGCCUGAGACAUUUGCUUGCAGACAUGCUUUAUGUUCCUAUCUAUGCACAGCGUUUAGCACAGCAUUUUUCGAGACGCAUGGUAAAAACAAAGAUGUGUCCUUUGUGGUUCUGGGAGGCUUGGCUUGAAGCUUUAGGAGGCGCCGCCACUUACUAGUCGCAAUGCAAGGUUCACAAACGGCCAGGCUUUUUGUGUUUGUGUUCUUUCUUUUUUUAUGUUACUCUGCAGUUUUCUGUCAUGAUUCCAAUGCGUGGGUCUCGUGGCCACAUGCUUUGUGAGCAGGUUUUUGUUUUCAGAUUGACACCGAUCGUAGAGAGCCAAUAUUCUAAUUUUUGUUUCAUCACUGUAUCUCUUAUUUUGUAAUUGUUUCAACUCUAGUGUUAAUUUUUGGGUUUCUCACUUGUUUUUUUUUUUCUUUGUUUUGUUUGCUUGUGCUUCAUGUAUUACAACUUGUGAGAUGGUGCUCUAUGUAUAGGGAAGGUGCUGUCAUCUGUGCCGUCUUCCAAACGAUUUAAACCCAAUUGUAAAGUGGGUGUAUAGUGUGGCUAAGGUACGGGUGCUCAUUGCUACAGUGCUGACACGUUCUGUGGACACACUCAAACACACACACAAAAAAAAAUGUUUUGGUGAUCUUUGGCACUGCCAUUAUGAACAAAUCUUGUUUUGUGUAGCUAUAUUUGGAGUCUACAUCAAAGUGUGUUGUUCUCAAUUCAUUUGUUAUUUAGUGCACACUCCUUCAUGUUGGCUGCAGUGUGCCGGUGCUUUCAGUGUCGUCGCUUCUCUUCACAAAUUAUCCACAUGGUGCGGGUUAGUGGGCUGUUUUUCUGUUGCUUUUUGUUUUUAUACUGUUUGAAAGGACCCUUGAAAAAAAAAUCUAAACCUUUUCGCGUAACAUGGUCUGGAUUUCUUAGCAUGUCGGGCAUUAUGCAUGAUGCAAAACUGCUAACUACUGCAUGAUAGUUGAACGAAGUAAUUUCAGGUGCAGAGUUACUUUUGGCCUCGCUGCAAAAGAGGGAACGUCAUUAGUUGAGUUCCUUGAACGGUGUUCUAGCCAUUCACUGCUUGUGAGAUUCGAGUGUUGACCGUUUGAGCAAAAUUCUUGCACACGUGUUGUCAUUGACAGAGACGCCUGCAAAACGCUGAAAGGAAACUUUGCGUGUCAACGCAGAAUACGGCCAUGGUCAUCAGCCUCUCAUACGUGUCUGAACACUUGCGGAUGUUAUUGCUCUUCCUUGCUUAGACUUCAGCAGGACAUUAACAAGCGCAUGAGGUUGGCCAUCUCAGUUGUGGGGGAUUAAGACGAGCAGGCAUUAUGCACUUGCAAAAUCUUGUGCAUGGCUUAGUGGCAUUCACUUAGUGCCGGACACUCUGGUUCUGCAGUGCCUGACAACUCGUCUGAAUAUCUGCGAUUCCUUAGGAAUGCAGGGUAGUUGAAGCUUGUGUAAUCACUGUGCCUUUGCAUGAAAUGCACGUUUGCUCGUGAAAGGGGAGACGAUAAUUGCUUGAUGUACCUGCUUGUUGAGAAUUCUAGCUGUCAUCCCAGUUGCGUUCUUUCUGCCGUUUGUGAAAACAUAAAUCUAGAUAAACUAUAGCGUUGCGUCAAUGGCACAGGCCUCUCUUUGGUGGAAGUACUAGUUACAUGACAUAUGGCUUGGCUGCUGCUUGGCUAGCAAUGUGAAAAUUGCUACUGUACUCAGACUUGUGACCAAUCGAUGUGACCUAGUGACUUUGCUUACCCUUGUUUUCUUUUAAGGAAAAACAAUUGCUGUAUUUUUUUGAAACUUUUAGUGUGUGUUGGUUGCUGUGUCUGUUCCUUUGCCGAGAAGUCUUUCUUUCUUUUUUUGUGUCAAUUUCUCGUCUAGGCUGUCGGUAAUAGCUAUUUGUGUGCCAGAAGAAAAAUAUAUGUGCAUAUAUAUAAAUACAGUAUAUAUACAUUUUA
Rhipicephalus sanguineus (brown dog tick) is the source of this 5105-nucleotide messenger RNA. RefSeq names its product syntaxin. Gene Ontology annotation, biological process: exocytosis; synaptic vesicle fusion to presynaptic active zone membrane; intracellular protein transport. The transcript is spliced from 10 exons. NCBI's taxonomy places the organism in Eukaryota, Metazoa, Arthropoda, Arachnida, Ixodida, Ixodidae. The coding region runs from base 224 to 1087 and encodes 287 amino acids. The record is from RefSeq and is a predicted model, not a curated record. Gene Ontology annotation, cellular component: presynaptic active zone membrane; endomembrane system; SNARE complex. Gene Ontology annotation, molecular function: SNARE binding; SNAP receptor activity.